GGACUCCAGGAUCCUCAGCCUGUCUGAGCGGCCUCCAAACAACUAGUACGGAGCCCAGACCCCAGCAGUGUAGUUGAAACUGUUGCCUUGCGAAGACUCCAGACCCAUCGUGUAGACUGUGCGGACUCCAGGAGUAUGGCAUUGACUGCAGACAUCGCGCGUGGGUUUUACAAGAACCGCUCAGCCUAUAAACCUCUGGUGCAGACUGCAAGGGUGGAGACUGUACGGACUCCAGCUGCCAAGCAUGGACCCAAGCCAUCUUAUGAAAAUAGCAUGAACGCCAGACACCUUACACGAACAAAUGCCUCACAAAAAAUUCAAGGAUGCCAGAAGCCUCGCAAGGACUCCAGGCGCCAUGCGUGGGUGGCAGAGAUUCCAGACGAUUCGCAUCGUCACCAUAUACUGGCCACGGAUUGCACGGAAGCCAAAUACCUGAUACGGGUUCCAAACAGUUGCCAUGGAUUGGAUGGACUCCUGGAGGACAAAAUUAGGUCGAAAAUGAAUCGUGUAGGUGGAAUCACUGCGAGUUAUAGGAAUUCGUACAAACACAACAUCUGCUUAGACAUGCUGCGGGAGGGUUAUCACAGGUCCUUUUCAGAGCUCUCUGCUCUGAUCCACAAGUUGAAUGCCUUUAGGGAGGCUGAAGGGCCCGGGUCAGACAUAUGGCAACAGAAGACUCUGGAGGAGCAGCAUGAGAAGCUGGAUAAGCUUCAGUGUUUCCUGACCAGGGCGGAGGCCGCCCAGAGAGCAGGGCUGUAUGAGGAAGUCUAUAAUAGCCAACUUUCACUGGCAUGUUACUUUAAAGGAACAGAGGAUAAACUGCUUUCAGAUUACUUCUUUGAAACCUGCCUCAAAACCACUGCCAUGAUUUCAUCAGAUGAAAGACAAAAAGAAGCUGAAGCAAAUGCAAACCUGGGCUUGGCUUAUGAAGAGAAAGGUCAGCUGAAUAAAGCUGUUGAGCAUUAUGAGGCAUUCUAUCAACUCUCUGUGGAAAAGCCGUGGCAGGAUGAGGAUGGCUGUAGUCACUACGCACAGGCCUGUGAGAAUCUCUGGAGGAUUUACACGUUGCUAGCAGACAAAAUGCUUGAAUGUGACAAACGCAGAGAGGCAAUCAAAACUCUCAUAAAAGCUUUUGAAAUAGCUAAGGAAGGGGGCGACAGGAAGAUGGAAGGAUUAGCUGCGUACCGUGUGGCUUUAGCUUACCAUGCUAAUGGAGAUCCACAAACAGCAAUCAAAUAUCUACAAAUGUAUUUGAAAGUAUCCGAACUCCUGAAUGAUGAUUUUGGCUUGAGCAAAGCCUACGAAGCUAUGUCUAAGGCCUUGGUAAGCGUGGGAAAUAUCAAUGAAGCCAUUCGUUAUCUUGAAAUGUUUGUGGAGGUGGCAAAGAGACUCAGUGAGAAACGGAGCCUAGUGGAUGCAUGCAAAUCCCUUGGGGUCAUUUAUAAUACCCUGGGCCGAUAUGACUUGGCUUGCGAGUACAUUUCACAAGCAUAUGAUAUUGCCAUAACGUUAAGUGAUCUACCGCUGCUGGAGAUUGUGCAGGUUCACUUUGGUAUCGCCAAGGCUCACUCAAUGAUGACCGCGGUUUGUAGAAACAUUGAAGCUGGUAAACGUGUCAAUCUCGACCGUUUGGUGAUAUGGAAGAAUAAUAGAAUAGACAUGUUCAAUGAGCCCAUUACAGAUGCAGUGGAUGAAACAUUCGAGGACGAUGCUUCAGAAACAGCCAUGGAAAAGAAAUAAAUUUGUCUCCAUUAAACAAAGCAAGGGCUGAAGAAAGAUGAACAAGAAAACUCAAUAAAAUCUUUGAUAAUCUUUGAUGUUCAAGGCAGCCGCAUAUUUUGGCCAGUUGCUGUACUUUUGAUUUUUCAUAUAGCAUAGGUUAAAACAUGAUUAAGACAACUAAGCAACACUGAAGAAGAUCUUAUUCUUUACAACCAACUUCACUGAGAAUAACUCAUGGAGCCUUAUUUCUUUGCUUGCUCUUCUAAAGCCAAAGGAAGCAAAUAUAAUAACUUUGAUGUCCCUGUGUUGUGUAUUUUUAUGUUACUAAAUCAGACCUCUAAAUAAGGGUAUUAUUCAGUUGUAAGUUCCAAAAAUACAUUCUGGGAUAUAGAAUGCACCUCUUUUUAUCAAUGCAAUAAUAGUUCUUGAAAAUUGCAAAUAAUGAACGAAAAUGAAUAUGCAUUAUUAACAGGAAACAUUUGGAUUGAACUAAAGCAAUUGUGACACACACGUAUUGCUUCAAAUAAUCAUUCUGGUUUGUUGUGUUUGUUAUUCAUAAUGCAUAAUAUCACUUCAUAUCACACACCUCUUUGGCCGUCAUUAGUUCAGCAAAUCAACAGUGGAAUUAUGCACAAUCCAACCCUAAUAGAGCACUUGAUUCUUUAGGAGUCUACCAAUGUCACUAAAUGUAUUGUUCCUUCAAUCAAUCGAUAUUUUCUAGAGUCCAGAGCAUAAAAUUAAAGGAUGGGCUGAAGGACCUUCUUUAUCCGAAUCUCUCAUGAUUACUAUGUUUAAGAAACUUUUUGCUACCAACCUUGUGAACCUGUUAGAAAUUUUGAAAAACUGGCCUUGUUUAAAAUAAAAGUGGUGUAGACAAUGUU
This is a messenger RNA of Callorhinchus milii (elephant shark), 2603 nucleotides long. RefSeq names its product tetratricopeptide repeat domain 29 (gene ttc29). The coding region runs from base 136 to 1740 and encodes 534 amino acids. The record is from RefSeq and is a predicted model, not a curated record. The transcript is spliced from 9 exons. Gene Ontology annotation, molecular function: protein binding. NCBI's taxonomy places the organism in Eukaryota, Metazoa, Chordata, Chondrichthyes, Chimaeriformes, Callorhinchidae.